Molecule: messenger RNA, 7178 nt
Organism: Herpailurus yagouaroundi (jaguarundi)
Lineage: Eukaryota; Metazoa; Chordata; Mammalia; Carnivora; Felidae
Gene: SHANK3
Product: SH3 and multiple ankyrin repeat domains 3
Exons: 22
Cellular component (GO): postsynaptic density; dendritic spine; postsynaptic membrane
Molecular function (GO): synaptic receptor adaptor activity; ionotropic glutamate receptor binding
Source: RefSeq, a predicted model, not a curated record
GUGCGCGUCGGCAUCCCGGACCUGCAGCAGACGAAGUGCCUGCGCCUGGACCCGGCCGCCCCCGUGUGGGCCGCCAAGCAACGCGUGCUCUGCGCCCUCAACCACAGCCUCCAGGACGCGCUCAACUACGGGCUCUUCCAGCCGCCCUCCCGGGGCCGCGCAGGCAAGUUCCUGGACGAGGAGCGGCUCUUGCAGGAGUACCCGCCCAACCUGGACACGCCCCUGCCCUACCUGGAGUUUCGAUACAAGAGGCGAGUUUAUGCCCAGAACCUCAUCGAUGAUAAGCAGUUUGCAAAGCUUCACACAAAGGCAAACCUGAAGAAGUUCAUGGACUACGUCCAGCUGCACAGCACGGACAAGGUAGCCCGCUUACUGGACAAGGGGCUGGACCCCAAUUUCCACGAUCCUGACUCAGGAGAGUGUCCUCUGAGCCUUGCAGCCCAGCUGGACAACGCCACGGACCUGCUGAAGGUGUUGAGGAAUGGUGGUGCUCACUUGGAUUUCCGCACCCGCGAUGGGCUCACUGCCGUGCACUGUGCCACACGCCAGCGGAAUGCCGCGGCUCUGACGACUCUGCUGGACCUGGGCGCUUCACCUGACUACAAGGACAGCCGCGGCCUGACGCCCUUGUACCACAGUGCCCUGGGGGGCGGGGAUGCCCUCUGCUGCGAGCUGCUCCUUCACGACCAUGCUCAGCUGGGGACCACUGAUGAGAAUGGCUGGCAGGAGAUCCAUCAGGCCUGCCGCUUUGGGCACGUGCAGCACCUGGAACACCUGCUGUUCUAUGGAGCUGACAUGGGGGCUCAGAAUGCCUCAGGAAACACAGCGCUGCACAUCUGUGCCCUCUAUAACCAGGAAAGCUGUGCUCGAGUCCUACUUUUCCGUGGAGCUAACAAGGAUGUCCGCAAUUACAAUAGCCAGACAGCCUUCCAGGUGGCCAUCAUCGCAGGGAACUUUGAGCUCGCAGAGGUCAUCAAGACCCACAAAGACUCGGAUGUUGUACCAUUCAGGGAAACCCCCAGUUAUGCAAAGCGGCGGCGGUUGGCUGGCCCCAGUGGCCUGGCCUCCCCUCGGCCCCUGCAGCGCUCAGCCAGUGACAUCAACCUGAAGGGUGAGGUGCAGCCGGCAGCUUCUCCUGGACCUUCUCUGCGAAGCCUCCCCCAUCAGCUGCUGCUCCAGCGGCUGCAGGAGGAGAAAGACCGGGAUCGGGAUGGUGACCAAGAGAAUGACAUCGGUGGCCCCACAGCAGGCAGGGGCAGCCAGAGCAAGAUCAGGUAUGAUGGGCUGAGGCUUGGGGUGGGGGGCUUGCAGGCCCCCCAGAUGGGCCUCCCGGAUGGGAAGCGGAAGAAGGAAAUCAGCAAGGCCACGGCCAUGGGCGGAGUAGCAGGUGGACAGCCGGCUAGCCCUGCAACAGCUGUGAGGGACUUAGAGAUCAAGAGUACAGAUGGGGGCAGGAAUCUGUGGGAUGCAGUGACAUCAGCCCCACACCUGGACCUCCUGUGCACUCAGAGGCAGGCUCUGGAGGAAGGGACCUGGGAGACUGAGCAUCGACCAGCAUGGUUGAGGGGCAGUUCAGGUCGGUUGGAGGAUGUGGCCCUCCAUCAGCUCCUGAAACUCCCCUCAGAAACCCGGGAAGACCGGACGAAGCGCCUUUUCCGUCACUACACAGUGGGCUCCUAUGACAGUCUCACUUCACACAGCGAUUACGUCAUUGACGACAAGGUGGCUGUCCUACAGAAACGGGACCAUGAGGGCUUUGGUUUUGUGCUCCGGGGGGCCAAAGCAGAGACCCCCAUCGAGGAGUUUACACCCACGCCGGCCUUCCCUGCGCUCCAGUAUCUUGAGUCGGUGGAUGUGGAGGGUGUGGCCUGGAGGGCCGGGCUGCGCACAGGAGACUUCCUCAUCGAGGUGAACGGGGUGAACGUGGUGAAGGUCGGGCACAAGCAGGUGGUGGCUCUGAUCCGCCAGGGCGGGAACCGCCUCGUCAUGAAGGUUGUGUCUGUGACGAGGAAGCCAGAAGAAGACGGGGCUCGGCGCAGAGCCCCGCCGCCCCCCAAGAGGGCUCCCAGCACCACGCUGACCCUGCGCUCCAAGUCCAUGACGGCUGAACUUGAGGAACUUGCCUCCAUUCGGAGAAGGAAAGGGGAGAAGCUGGAUGAGAUCCUGGCAGCCGCCACGGAGCCCACGCUGAGGCCAGACAUCGCGGACGCUGACUCCAGAGCUGCCACUGUCAAACAGCGGCCCACGAGUCGGAGGAUCACACCUGCUGAGAUCAGUUCUUUAUUUGAGCGCCAGGGCCUUCCAGGCCCAGAGAAGCUGCCCGGCUCCCUGCGGAAGGGGAUUCCACGGACCAAGUCUGUAGGGGAGGAUGAAAAGCUGGCGUCCCUGCUGGAAGGGCGCUUUCCGCGCAGCACGUCCAUGCAAGAUACGGUGCGUGAGGGCCGUGGCAUCCCGCCCCCGCCGCAGACCGCACCGCCGCCCCCACCCGCUCCCUACUACUUCGACUCCGGGCCGCCCCCCGCCUUCUCACCGCCACCCCCUCCAGGCCGCGCCUACGACACAGUGCGCUCCAGCUUCAAGCCCGGCCUGGAGGCGCGCCUGGGCGCUGGGGCCGCGGGCCUGUACGAUGCCGGCGCGCCCCUGGGUCCGCUGCCCUACCCGGAGCGGCAGAAGCGUGCGCGCUCCAUGAUCAUCCUUCAGGACUCGGCGCCGGAGGCGGGCGACACCCCCCGGCCUCCUCCGGCGGCCACCCCACCGGAGCGUCCAAAGCGGCGGCCGAGGCCGCCGGGCCCCGACAGUCCCUACGCCAACCUGGGCGCUUUCAGCGCCAGCAUCUUCGCGCCGUCCAAGCCUCAGCGCCGCAAGAGCCCGCUGGUGAAGCAGCUGCAGGUGGAAGACGCUCAGGAGCGUGCAGCCCUGGCAGUGGGCAGCCCUGGCCCGGGUGGCGGCAGCUUCGCCCGGGAGCCCUCCCCGACUCACCGUGGGCCUCGGCCAAGCGGCCUUGACUACGGCCCCGGGGAAAGCCCCGGCCUCGCAUUCGGGGGCCCAGGCCCGGGCAAGGACCGGCGGCUGGAGGAGCGGCGACGCUCAACCGUGUUCCUGUCGGUGGGAGCCAUCGAGGGCAGCACACCUAGCACAGACCUGCCCUCCCUGCAGCCCUCCCGCUCCAUCGAUGAGCGCCUGCUGGGGGCUGGCGCCGCCACCACCACCACCGGCCGAGACCUGCUCCUGCCCUCCCCCGUCUCUGCUCUGAAGCCAUUGGUCAGCGGCCCGAGCCUUGGGCCUUCAGGCUCCACCUUCAUCCACCCACUCACCGGCAAACCCCUGGACCCCAGCUCGCCCCUGGCCCUCGCCCUGGCAGCUCGAGAACGUGCUCUGGCCUCCCAGGCGCCCUCCCGGUCCCCCACGCCCGUGCACAGCCCUGACGCUGACCGCCCUGGGCCUCUGUUCGUGGAUGUACAGGCCCGCGACUCUGAGCGAGGGGCACUGGCCUCCCCAGCCUUCUCCCCAAGAAGCCCCGCCUGGGUUCCUGUGCCUGCUCGGAGGGAGCCGGAGAAAGCACCCCGGGAGGAGCGCAAGUCGCCAGAGGACAAGAAGUCCAUGAUCCUCAGCGUCCUGGACACAUCCCUGCAGCGGCCGGCCGGCCUCAUCGUCGUGCACGCCACCAGCAAUGGGCAGGAGCCCAGCGGGCUGGGGGCUGAAGAGGAGCGCCCGGGCACCCCGGAGCUGGCCCCAGCCCCCGCACAGUCAGCAGUGGUGGCAGAGCCCCUGGCGAGCCCCCGGGCUCAGCCCCCUGGCAGCACGGCUCCGACAGACCCCGGGCCGGGCCAGGGCAGCUCCGAGGAGGAGCCAGAGCUGGUGUUCGCUGUGAACUUGCCGCCCGCCCAGCUGUCCUCCAGUGAUGAGGAGACCAGGGAGGAGCUAGCCCGCAUUGGGCUGGUGCCGCCUCCCGAAGAGUUUGCCAACGGGGUCCUGCUGGCCACCCCACUUCCUGGCCCAGGUCCCUCACCCACCGUGGUGCCAGGCCCGGCCUCAGGGAAGCCGAGCAGCGAGCCGCCUCCUGCCCCUGAAUCUGCAGCUGACUCAGGGGUGGAGGAGGCUGACACACGCAGCUCCAGCGACCCCCACCUGGAGACCACAAGCACUAUCUCCACGGUGUCCAGCAUGUCCACCCUGAGCUCGGAGAGUGGGGAGCUCACUGACACCCACACCUCCUUCGCCGAUGGACACACUUUUCUACUCGAGAAGCCACCAGUGCCUCCCAAGCCCAAGCUCAAGUCCCCGCUGGGGAAGGGGCCGGUGACCUUCAGGGACCCGCUGCUGAAGCAGUCCUCGGACAGUGAGCUCAUGGCCCAGCAGCAUGCCGCCUCUGCCGGGCUGGCCUCCGCUGCCGGACCUGCUCGCCCUCGCUACCUCUUCCAGAGAAGGUCCAAGCUGUGGGGGGACCCCGUGGAGAGCCGGGGACUCCCAGGGCCUGAAGAUGACAAACCAACUGUGAUCAGUGAGCUCAGCUCUCGCCUGCAGCAGCUCAACAAAGACACACGCUCCUUGGGGGAAGAGCCGGUUGGUGGCCUGGGCGGCCUGCUGGACCCUGCCAAGAAGUCGCCCAUCGCGGCAGCUCGGCUCUUCAGCAGCCUCGGUGAGCUGAGCUCCAUCUCAGCGCAGCGCAGCCCUGGGGGCCCGGGCGGCGGGGCCUCCUACCCGGUGCGGCCCGGCGGCCGCUACCCCGUGGCGCGGCGCGCCCCGAGCCCAGUGAAGCCCGCGUCGCUGGAGCGGGUGGAGGGGCUGGGGGCGGGCGCGGGGGGCGCGGGGCGGCCCUUCGGCCUCACGCCUCCCACCAUCCUCAAGUCGUCCAGCCUCUCCAUCCCGCACGAGCCGAAGGAGGUGCGCUUUGUGGUGCGCAGCGUGAGCGCACGCAGCCGCUCGCCCUCGCCGUCGCCGCUGCCCUCGCCAGCGCCUGGCCCCGGCCCCGGGGCCCCCGGCCCGCGCCGGCCCUUCCAACAAAAGCCGCUGCAGCUGUGGAGCAAGUUCGACGUGGGCGACUGGCUGGAGAGCAUCCACUUGGGCGAGCACCGCGACCGCUUCGAGGACCACGAAAUCGAGGGCGCGCACCUGCCGGCGCUCACCAAGGACGACUUCGUGGAGCUGGGCGUCACGCGCGUGGGCCACCGCAUGAACAUUGAGCGCGCGCUCAGGCAGCUGGACGGCAGCUGACGCCCCCUCCCCACGUCCCAGCCGCGCCCUGCCGGCAGGGCCCCCCCCACCCCCACCCCCGGGCCGCGGGCUCGGCCUGCCCCCCACAAAGGCGCCCGGGCCAGGAAUGUUGCAUGAAUCGUCCUGUUUGCUGUUGCUCGGAGACUUGCCCUGUACAUUGCUUAGUGCCCUCCCCGGCCGGCGAGUCCCACCCAGCACACGGUCAGGAAGGGCGAGGGCCAGGGAGGCUGGAGCGGGAGAGGGUUGGGGGUGGGGUGCUCCGGCCUGACCAUCUCCCGCACAGCUCCUGGUGGCUACUCUCCCAGAGGGGGGGACCUAGUCCAGCAUGCGAGGUCAGGACACACCUUGGUGACUCGGGGGGAGGGGGGAGACUUGGGGUUCUCGGUUGGGGGCCUAGGAGCCCCCCCCCUGUUUUGCAUAUUUUAAUCCACUCUAUAUUUGGAACGAGAAAAGGAACAAAUAUCUCUGUCCUUAAUAGCUUCCCUUCCCCUCCCUUACAGUGCCCCCCCCCCCCCCCGCCCCACCACCACUGGUUCCGCUGCUGCUGCCCAGUCUUCCAUCUCUGGCCCCUCACUGCCACUGCCACCCCACAUGGGGCGGGGGACGCUCCAGCUGGUCUGGGGUUGGCCAGGGUCCUAGUAGCCCGCCCUGGGGCCCCAGCUCGGCCCUCUCCCCUCGCUGAGCUAUAGUGUGCCCCACCGACCCUUCAGGUGCUGUGUGGAGGAGGGGCGGCAGGCAGCGAGUCCUGCUGGGCACUAGCCAGGUCAGGUGGCCUGGGAGACCAUUGCCCUGGGGAGGGGCAGGGCCCUGGCAUCCGCCCCAGCCAAGUCCCUCACAGGGUCCCUUCCCAGGAGGGGUCUAGCCUCCUCCCCACACUGUUGGGCAACCACAGCAGAGAAGCCUCCCUGCCUCAGACCCCAAAGUCUCCUGUUCCUGCCCUGUGUGUGUGUGUGUGUGUGUGUGUGCGCGCGCACGCACGUGCGAGUGUGUGAAACUCUGGGUGCGGCUGAGUGCGUCGGAGCCCUGUGUGUGCCUGACUGGAGUGUGGUCCCAACGGGCAACUCUGGACUAGUGUGGGGGCUUCAGCAGUGUGCACAGGGUGCAUAUAUGGGUGUGUCCCUGUGAAAGCACCCAAUUUCCACUUCCAAAGAAAGUCAGAGGCACCCUAGGACCUGCUGUUUGCCCAGCCCGUCCUUCCAGAGCCUCGUCUAGCCUGAGCGGGCCUCCUUGGUGAGGAUCUGCUGCUUGGACAGGCUCCCAAGAGCCCUUGGAGGCAGUGCCCCGCCCCCCACUGGGCUUCUGGGGGGGGGGGAUCAUAGAGGACCCCUAGAGUCAGGCCACCGCAAGCCCUGGGGAGAGGCAAAGACCCCAGAGGGCACCCCAGCCCCCCUUACUGUGACUCCUCACACUCAGCAAUGACCUGUGGGGUGGGGGGCCCUGGGACGUUUUUAAACCUAGGGUUUGGAGUCUGGACUAAGCUCCAUCCACGUCACUCACAAGUUUCUGUUUAUAUUUCUAGCUUUUUUUAAUAAAAAAAAAAAAAAACAGAAAACUGAAGUUUCACAGCCCAGGGGCCUGGCACGCCGGUCUGUGCCCGCCUGCCCCGCCCUGGCCCACCGGCCCCAUUCCCUGGGCAGAGUCACACCCAGUAACCCUCUCACCGACAGACCAGGUCACACACAGCAGCAGUCACUGUAACAGACUGCCACAUACACCCUCAGUCUCACACUCACCUGUGGGUUUUUGGUUCCGUUCAAUUUGGGUUUUUAACUUUACAGGGUCAGUCCCGCUUCACCCCUCCUUUUGUAUGGAGUUCCAUCCGGGGGAUUUCACCCCUGCUCCAGUCCUGAGGCCUCCUGACCCUGACGUUGUGAUACACCCCACAGAGAUCUAUGUUUCUUAUAUUAUUAUUAUUGAUAAUAAUUAUUAUAAUAUUAUUAUGUAAUAAAUUUAUAAGAAAUGAA